CAUCGGACAUCCAAUCAUUGUAGUCCACUAACAGAUGUCGACCUUUUAUUUCAAUAACCGGAUCGGUUUACUGGUCCGACCGGUAUUUAAAGCACUCUCAUUCUUUCUCAAGACCAUAGUUACCUUAAACCACCAAGGAUCAGAAGAAGAAGAUGGUGAACUAUGUGCUCAAAAUCACGGCUGAUCUCGAGAAUCUCACUAAUCUCCAGCCCUCCGGUGGCUGCGACGAUCCCAACUUCCCUUACCUCUUCAAGUUGAAAUGUGAACAAUGCGGAGAGGUGACUCAGAAAGAAACAUGUGUUACUUUGAAUGAGACUUUUACUCCUCCUGGUGGUAGGGGUACUUGUCAUCUUGUUCAGAAGUGUAAGUUCUGUGGAAGGGAAGGGAAUGUGACAAUGAUUCCUGGAAAAGGCCGACCUUUAACCGGGGAAGACUCUGAGGCUGGAGAACAUGCUCCUCUUAUGGUGUUUGACUGUCGAGGCUACGAACCCAUUGAUUUCGGGUUUGGUGGAUUUUGGAAAGCUGAAGCUGUAAGUUGUAACGUUAACAGUGGAAUCUGGAACCAAGUUUGAUGAGAUUGAUUUGUCGAGCGGAGAGGAGUUCACAGAGUAUGAUGAGAAGGGUGAGUGCCCUGUUAUGAUAUCAAACUUCCGUGCAAGCUUCACCGUCACCAAAUGAUCUGUUCUGUUUCUUUUUCUCUACACACUUGGUGUUAUGUAACAAUUCUAAUAAAGUUCUGAAACUCAUUACUCAGUUCUAUUUUCAGCUACAAAAGCCAUUCAAAGUUUGAGAAUUUGCAAGGAGAAGGUAUAUAAAUAAGCAAACCUUUGUUUACAUUAA
Molecule: messenger RNA, 840 nt
Organism: Brassica napus (rape)
Lineage: Eukaryota; Viridiplantae; Streptophyta; Magnoliopsida; Brassicales; Brassicaceae
Product: CXXC motif containing zinc binding protein
Exons: 4
Coding region: 153-572 (139 amino acids)
Molecular function (GO): zinc ion binding
Source: RefSeq, a predicted model, not a curated record